Molecule: messenger RNA, 2080 nt
Organism: Centropristis striata (black sea bass)
Lineage: Eukaryota; Metazoa; Chordata; Actinopteri; Perciformes; Serranidae
Product: ankyrin repeat domain-containing protein SOWAHC-like
Exons: 1
Coding region: 71-1723 (550 amino acids)
Molecular function (GO): protein binding
Source: RefSeq, a predicted model, not a curated record
GGCAGUUUACAUGUUGUUUUGCUUCGUUAGCGGCUAACCGGCGUAUUAAAGCGUAUUAAAGUGAAUUACAAUGGCUGCCGAGUGCUCUCAAGAGGCAGUGCUGUGUUUUCUGAAGGAGAGAGGCGGCAAAGUGAAAAACACGGAUUUAAUAGAGCAUUUUAAGGCCGUUUUCCCGGAGGAACCGGAGGAGAAAGCGGCUGUCCGUAAGUCGUUUAAAAACUUCGUUGACAAUGUUGCUUUUGUAAAAACCGAGAGUGGAGUUAAAUAUGUCUGUCUGAAGAAGAAGUUUCGCGGUUUGGAGAACCGUUACCAUAGUCACGGUGAUGACGUAGCGGGGGAGCCAGCCCUGCAGCCGCACGUGCAACAACAACAACCUCCACCUGGCUCAGGUUACGGAAAUGACAGCCAGGUAAGAGUUCCGCAUUUUUCCUCAUCUGCAACCAUUUACCAGGACAAAGCAGACGACGGAAGUCCUGAGUCCAGGUGUCCUGAGUUUGUUUGCAUAGUUGAGGAGGUGGACAGCUGCUCAGGUGAGAUGGGGAACAGAACCAGCUUCUGGGGGGAGAAGAGGGAGUCAAAGAAGUCUGAAAAAGCUCCUGACAUACCAGAGAUUGCAGUGAUUGAAGCUUCGCCGCUCCCUGCUGAGGGAUCUAUGUUCACUCUGCCUGGGCCUGCACAAACUGGUCCUACGGGACAGGAAGGACUCAGUCCCAGAGACACACAGGUUGAGACUCUUUCCCCAGAAGCCCUCAAGGAUGCCGAGCAGGUGACUGGGUGCAGGUAUGAGUCAGACGACGGAGAGGACGAGGGACAUUUGGACGUGCACAGCUUGUCUGGGAGCGAAGACACCAGCAGCCCAAAAGGCAGCCGGAAACACUUCAUCGAGGUCAUGAUGAACAGCUCGCCACAGGUGAGGCGCAGCAUGGUGUACCGCGGCUCCGUGUACCUGUCCUCCAGGAGCGACAGCGACUCGCUCUCCCUGGUGUCCAUUGACGACAGGACGUCGGUGGCGCUGGACCCGCUGGAACACGAGUGGAUGAUGUGUGCUUCGGACGGAGAGUGGGGCAGCCUGUGCAACCUCCUCGCCACCGAGCCCGGCCUCCUCCUGAAGAAGGAUUUCGUCACUGGUUUCACUUGCCUGCACUGGGCGGCCAAGCAGGACAAACCCGAACUCAUAGCGCUGAUCAUUAAUUUUGCCAAACAGCACAAUGUUCCCAUCAGUGUGGACGUGCGGUCCAACACGGGCUACACGCCGCUGCACAUCGCCGCCAUGCACAACCACAUGGAUGUGGUGAAGCUCCUGGUGGGGGCCUACAACGCCGACGUGGAGAUCAGGGACUACAGCGGGAGGAAGGCCUGCCAGUACCUUACCGACAACGUCAGCGUGGACAUUCGGGACAUCAUCGGAGCGUACGAGCGUUCGGAUCCAGAGGACGCACACGGCAAGGAUGGGGGGCGCUGGAGGUUCUCCAAAGUCCUCCAGUCUAAACCCCUCAGACUCCUCAACCCCUCAGACUGUGACUAUGUAGACGGGGAGGCUCGGCCCAGAGAGAAGCCCCUCAGGAGGAAGUCUUCCUUCAGCAGGAUGAAGCCCAAACUGCAGAAGCUCCGCAGGAGGACGUCCCAGAUCGUCCACAGCGUGUCCUUCCAUGACACCGAGGAGGGGGAGGGUUCUAGGAGAGAGUCCUUCAAGACCAGGCCCAAGACACAUUUCUUCGGGUGAGAUCAGUUCUGGCACAGGGACAUUCUGUAGCUCAAAACUUGAUUUUUUUUUUAAUGCAAAACUUUUAUCUUUUGAUAGAUUUGUUAUCCAAGGGAACAUACUUAAUAUAAUAAUGUGAUCUAAUAGUAGAAAUGCCCAGCAGGCUGUUUAUUUUAGAUAGAUUAUUGAUCGUUACCUUCUCAAAUUUCAUUUAAUGCGUAUUUUAGGGCUGGGCGAUAUGGACCAAAAGUCAUAUCCCGAUAUAUUUAGGCUGAAUGUCGAUAUAUGAUAUAUAUCCCAAUAUUUUUAUCCCAAAGUGAGAGCAAAUGUUCAUUCAAAGUCAAAUAUGACAUGUCACAAGUAGUUUUAUUGAAACUG